AACUCAACAGAAAACAGGCACAUUUGCCGCAGAGUCACUUCUUCGACUGACUCUGCAUGCCAAUGCUUCGGCGUGCGUGUUCCGUAGCGCUGUACUUCUCCAGUCGCUUCCCCGAGAAAAAUGGGUGUGUAGAGAUUCUAUCAACCAGUUCUUCUCUGGGUAGACAAAGAAACAUCUUGUUUCCUGAAAGAAGGACUUCCAGUGCCGUGAUAUGCCUCCGUAUCUGUGCACCGCGUCCCGCUGCGUGAAAACGGGAGAGGGCUUUGCAGCCAGUCUCUUUUUCCUGAGUUAUUAGAAAACUGUGGAGAGUCGAUGACUGAAAUCGUGUUUCGUAUGAGAUCUGCACGUGUUUCUCUCUUCGAUGAGACGGGCAUUUGCAGACCUGGAGAACAUGUCGAGGGUUUGAAGGAGCGGCGCGCGACUCCCGCAGCUCGCCUUGAAAAAUCGCCAGUCCUCAACCUCCCUUUUCUCCGGGAAUCAAGAGCCGCAAGGUCACAUGCAGACUCUUCCAACGUUGAAACACUUUCUCGUCUCUGCGUUGCGUCUUUGUCUGUGACCCUCGAAACCGAUUCGCCUUGCUCCCGCGCCCUGUGAGGAGCAGCUGUCUGUACACCCGAAGACAACCGGGAAAAAUCCCCUCGAAGCAGCGACCUGUUUCAGACCUUGGCGUUUGAUGCGCCUCUGUGUUUUGCCGCAGACAUUAGGGCGUCUCUCUUUGUCGGGGCGAAGAGGAAAGAAGCAGACUGGGGAGAGCUGAGGUUCGGAGCAAAGAGUCUGAAGCACGACCGCGAAGGGUGAACGCUUCUCCGAGAAGUUGUGGUCUUUGCCGAGUUUUGUAGUCUCAAGGCGCCGCACCAAGGACACACGUUGACUUUCAGCGGAAACAUUUCUCAGUCUGCUUUGUUUUUCUGGAUCGAAAGAGCCGUUUCCUCGCACUGACUCAGACCUCCGGCUGGUGCCCGGCGAAGGCCAGGCGUUUUCUCCCCUCUUUUCUGCCCUUUCGCUCCCCUUUCUGAAACGUGAGAUCUGCUGUGCACGCUCUUCUCGAAGUUCUGGAAUUCUCCGGCGGCGAUUCGCUGAGGUGUCUCGCGGAAACGGCCUCGCGACUUCUUUCCAGCAAGCUCGACUGUACAUACACCGCACCAUGGCGACCACCGACGGCACCGAGUGCAAGCGAAUCAUCGACCCUACUCCCAUCGACGAUGAAGGAGUUCUGACGCUCAUUGAACUCGAUUCUCAGCAUCCUGUGAUCAUCGCAGCGAACACGCAGAUUCAACAGCUGCUUCUGGCUGCAGUUAACAAGUUGAACGCGGAGGCUGCGGCGCUGGAAGACAGAAGCCGGCUCUCGGAAGAGUCUUCUGAAAAGAGUCUCGAAGAUGAACAAGUCUUCAACGCCGCAGCGCUCUUGGUCUCCGACGACCGCGAGAAACUCUGUGACCAGAUGAAGCAGUGCCGCAUUCUCCUCGAUGCAUGCAACCGCGUCGUUGUCGACCUGGACAGCAUCGACUUCUCUGCCAUGAAAGUGAUUUGGGGGGAUGAACGUUCUGUGCGGCAGUCGCGGAAGCAUCUGACGCAACUUGUGGAGCGCAUGUCCGAUUGCCUGGAGAAGACGCAUCUCUUCUUCAAAAGCGUUUUCGGCCGCCUUCCGGAACUGGCUCCUUCCCCCACCGCGUCUGCUGCUGAGUCGAGUCUUCCGGUCGCGGGAGUUGCAGCCUCCAGCGCAACCGAAGGAGAACUUCCCGAGAAAGAGGAGUCCGAGAGAACCGCAGAAGCUCGCGGGACUUGGGUUGCAGGCGACCUCGCCGACGCACAUGCGCCCGGCGCCGGUCGAGGGUGUGGACGAGGCGAGGCCUUUCUUGGCGCAGGGAGAGGGAGAGGCCUGGUCGCAGGUCGCGGACGCGGCGUCGCAGGUCCUGCGGGGAGAGGCGGAGGCUUUGGACCCGGAGAGAGUUCCUCGGAGGACGAGGCCGGAAGAGUUCCUACCGCCUCGGGAGAUCCGCAGGCCGCGUCUCGUGCGUCGCCUUCCUCUGAGCCGCCGGCUGGCGAAGAAGGCGAAGCAGAUGGCGAGCGAACGGAGACAGCUGGUCGGAAGCACCCGCGGGCGGACGCGGAAGAGCCUGGAGUUGACAAAUGGGGAAAUCGAAGGUGGAAACGAAAACCAGUCGCACACGUCGAUUGGCUGCUGAAAUGUCGCACGAAACUCUGCGAGUUGAAAGAACGAACAGUCCACAAGGCGAUCUCCGACGUCUUCAUCAAAGAACGAGCAACACAAGAGACCAUUGAAAAUCUCAAUCACAACGCGAGCAAGUUGGAAGUCGUAGCCAGCAAGCCUCGCGCGGAAAUCACGGCAGACGACCGCCGCGUUUUCAUGCGUUGCAUUGAAAGUUACAUCGCCGGCCUGGACAAGGCAUGUGCGUUGACGGCAAAGCAAGCGAUGAACAAGAGGCAACUCAUGAAUCUUUUCGAGAGCGCAUGCAAAGUGGAGAAGCUGCAGACGCCGGAGGAGCUCCUGCAAGAAAUGAGGAGUACAGCGUCGCUUCUGCAGACCUUCGCCUUCAUGCCUCCGAGCCGAGAUAGCGAUUCUGAUUGAAAGGCUCGCCUCCCUUGUUUCCUCUUCCUUUCCUCUGUUUUCUUUUCUCUCUUCUGCUGUCUGUUUCGUCAUUUCUGCUUUCGUCGCUUGUUGCCUUCUCCUUUUUCUCUUUUCUGCUUGGUUUAGGCCUCUCUCCUGGGGUUGAAGAACGGUUUGUAUCUCUUGCUUUGUGUUUUCUGCGGAUCUCCUUUUUCCUCUCCCUUGCCGCAGUCAUCCUCGAAACGCGACGAAAUAUUUUCUUUCUUCAACCUUUAUUCACUCUUCCCAACUUCGUCCUCUUCCUUUUAUUUCUUCUCUUCCUCUUCUUUACUUUUUCUAAUUUGGCGCCUCGUUUCUUCCACCCUUUUGUCUCGGAGCGAGGCAGAGCAAGCGUCUCUGAUCGCCGAGUUUGUGUUUCUCUUCAGUUUUUUCGGGGGGGAGAAAGUGGUAAGAUGCUUCCUCCAGUUGUCGCACAAAGCCAUAGUUUCCUCAGGCCACUGUCUUUGUCUUUUUUGUGUUUCGCAUGCGGACGAGCUGUUUUGAAGACAUCUGGCCUCUCAGACGGUUGAGUAGGCGG
Molecule: messenger RNA, 3146 nt
Organism: Toxoplasma gondii ME49
Lineage: Eukaryota; Apicomplexa; Conoidasida; Eucoccidiorida; Sarcocystidae
Exons: 10
Coding region: 1145-2590 (481 amino acids)
Source: RefSeq, a predicted model, not a curated record